UUCGUCACAGCUACGCUCAUCUGAGGUCAGAGAGGAGCCUGAUACGACGGGGGCGAGAGAACAGUGCAACUAUAUAAUCUACCAGUGUCGAAUGAGGAAGUCAGUGUAGUGAAAAAGAUAAAACAUACAAAGAUGGUGAAGAUAACUUUCCAGCCGAUCACGGCGCAGAAACCAGAGAAGGAGCUCGAUGGAGACAAAGCCGAGAUUCUCAUGCCCUAUGAACACGAGGAGCUGGUUCUUCCCCGGAGGCCAAAGCAGUCUCAUCUGAACGGGCUGUGUUGUCUCACCUUUGGCCUGGUGGUCUUCAUGUCAGGACUGGUGCUGGCCUCCAUAUACGUCUACCGGUACUACUUCAUACAACAGAUUCCUGAGGACAGCCUGUUCCACUGCAGGGUUCUGUAUGAGGACUCUGUGUACGCCCCCCUGCACGGCAGACAGGAGCUGGAGGAGAACGUGGGCAUCUACCUGGACGACAACUACGAGCAGAUCAGCGUGCCCGUGCCCCACUUCGGAGGGAGCGACCCCGCAGACAUCAUCCAUGACUUCCAGAGGGGUCUGACUGUGUACCAUGACAUUUCCCUGGACAAGUGUUACGUGAUUGAGCUCAACACCACCCUGGUCAUGCCACCAAGGAACCUCUGGGAGCUGCUGGUCAACGUCAAGAAGGGGACUUAUCUGCCCCAGACCUACAUUAUCCAGGAGGAGAUGGUGGUGACGGGGAGGGUGAGGAACAUGAGACCGCUGGGGCCCUUCAUCCACCGGCUCUGCUACGGCAAAGACACCUACCGCCUCAAACGCCGACGCGACGCACGUCGACGCAUCAACAAGCGUGAGGCGAGGAACUGCCACAGCAUCCGUCACUUUGAGAACACCUUUGUCGUUGAGACAGUGAUCUGCGACAGGGUCUAAAUACUGAGAAAGAAGAUGGCAAGAUGGCCACCCUACACCACCAAGCCCACUCUGAAACCAUACCUCGCGCAUCCCUUAGGCUUUAUAUUGCACUUUAAAAAGCAUGUGUUUGUCCAAUAGUUUAUUUGAAUGUUUUUUUUAUUCCUUUUUUGUCCCAAGUUGAAUUGUUGUUUACUGCUCUGGUGUUGUUUCUAUUAUUUGUUUGUUUUUUGUAUUCCAAUGAUCUGUAUAUUUCGAUAAUGUCGGUAAUGCGAUGAAUAUGUAGCUUUUUUGUUUGGGAUUUCAUGUCAUGUUGUUGCACUGAUGUUUUUUAUUUGUAUCGAUUUGAAGUCGACGCAUAAUCAGAUGAGUUGUCUUACGUUUUUACUUCAAUCGAUUCAGAUUGAGUUAGUCCUUUCUGUAUAGUACUUCUAACCAUGUGCAGUGUGUGUGACAGUGAGGAGAAUUGGGCGUUACGAUGCUGCGUGUGUUGUGCACACACACAUGUUUCUAUUUGUCUCUUGGUUCAACCAAAUGAACCCAUGAUGAUGUCUUGUUUUGGAUGUCCAGAAAUACCGAAACAUACCUCAUAUAUUUUAGAUGGGUUUUUUUUCGCCUGCAAUUUAAAUCAUCAAUUGUUUUGUGUAUGUAUUCUGCAUCGUUCCUAUAAGCAAUAUAUACUGUAUAUGGAUUUUUCUUGGAUUUCAUAUUCACAUGUGCAUAGAUUUUUAUCUGAGCUUCUUUUGUGAUUGAAUGAUAAUUUCUCUAUGGUUUGUCCCUCUUGUGGUAUCUUCCAGUGGUUGACUCUCUGGGUCUCACAUGGCUUUAGACUGUAUAAAGUAGCAGUGCUUUGGACGGGCCAACGUAACCAAAUUUAUAGUCACUAACGCUAUGUUGAGUCCUGAGUGUGUUACUUAGGCAUAUAUAGAUUACCUACAGAUGUAGCCUCUUAAUUUUAUCAAGAACAUUCCUGAAAUGUAAAACUUGUGUAUUUUGAGGUUUAAAAAAGGCUUCUGAAGUUUGAAAUGUCAGACUUGAUUUCCCCUUACAGAAAAUGUAUCAACACCUACAAAAACAUAUAAUUUACAUUUCCUGUUGCUGCAGGAUUAUUUUCUUUCUGUAGCAAACUGGCUCAAAUUAAAAUCCUACAUCUGUACAUUUGGAUAGGUUUUAGAGUUGAACUCUUUCUUUCGGUGUGUCUUUCUGGCUACGUCCUGAUUCUGAGAGGGAGUGUGCAAGUGCACACUUCAGGAGAAGGGUGGAGAAUUAGAUGCAGCCGCCCUCUUUCUCCUGUCUUAGUAGUGGGCUUGGCCUCUUGUCUGCAGUUGAGUCCUUGUAGCCGGUCUCCAUUCCCACUAUCCAGACUAUCUCUCUAUUGCAUGCCUCUCUCUCUCUUAACCUUUUUUUUUUACAAUCGAUCUACUGUAUGAUAUAGAGAAAUUCUGUUGCUGUUUUAAAGGGGAUCUACUGUAUGAUAUAGAGAAAUUCUGUUGCUGUUUUAAAGGGGAUCUACUGUAUGAUAUAGAGAAAUUCUGUUGCUGUUUUAAAGGGGACCUACUGUAUGAUAUAGGCUUUCAUGAUCUGUCCCCUUCUGACUCGCCAUGCUGUACAGUCAUUUAGUUUGUAAUAGCUUCUCUUACUACCUAAUAAAUAAACAUGUAAAACAUC
Oncorhynchus nerka (sockeye salmon) is the source of this 2556-nucleotide messenger RNA. RefSeq names its product integral membrane protein 2C-like. Gene Ontology annotation, biological process: negative regulation of amyloid precursor protein biosynthetic process. The record is from RefSeq and is a predicted model, not a curated record. NCBI's taxonomy places the organism in Eukaryota, Metazoa, Chordata, Actinopteri, Salmoniformes, Salmonidae. Gene Ontology annotation, cellular component: Golgi apparatus; plasma membrane; extracellular exosome. Gene Ontology annotation, molecular function: amyloid-beta binding. The transcript has 6 exons. Bases 133 to 909 code for a protein of 258 amino acids.